AUGACCCGUAUCAGUCCUGCAAGGGACGGUUCAUAGCUCAUGUCGUCUAGAGAGGACGUGUUGGCUGCCCUCUUCUCCGAGCCCCUUGGAGCCCUUCCUCAGAGCACUGCUGGGGAGGGAUGGUGGGGACCGCUUUGGUGUGCUGGGAUGGAUUUUGGGGGCUGCCCCUGCCACAAAAGGCCCUGAGAAACCUCUCACAGCUGGGGUGGUUGGACUACCUUGGCUGGGAAGUGGGGAAGCUUGUGGUUUUCCUCAGGGCUUCACACCUAGCUGGCUUAUCUCCUGCCUGAGCAAGGAAGCAAAAUAAGUACUGCUGCCAGCAAUGAUGCUGCUGAGGAUCUUGGCAGCCUGCUGGGGAGGGUGGCAUUCAGUCUGUUCUCAACAGCUGUGUGGGUGCCCUGUGGUAGAGGUGGCAGCGCUAGGCUAUGGUACAUGAGGUGCUGCUGUCUGGAACAACCCUGAGGGUCCUGAGAUCCUAUGGGUGCUCCUGGUGGCCUGAGAUCUCCCCAGGACUAGCAGGAAUGCUGGGAAGAACUGUUAACCCCCAAACUUACCUUAUGGGACCUCUGCAAAUGGAGCUGCCACAUUUCGUGGGGUGAAAGCACUCUGCAGAGGACCUGCCCUGCCACCCUUCUGGCUGAAAGCCCACGUGGUUGCAUUGGUCUCUUCCCUCCUUAAAAUAUGAUUUUUUUUUUUUGUUUUCUCCAUGCAAAAUUGCAGGCCUGCCUGCUCCCUGUUGGAAGCUCGCCUUGCCCUCGGGUCGGGCAUGGCCCCCACCCUCGGACCAGUGACUGCUUGUUGGGUCUCUGCUGUCCCAAGACACCCUCUGGGAAUGCAGCAAAGCCUCCUCUGGUGCCAGCGGUGUGAACAUGGGUGUCGCACACCAGUACAGACCAACUGCCCUCUGGCCAGGAUGAACAUCUAUAUGGGGCCCUGGAGAGGCACUCCCAGGCAGGAAAGAAUUGAAAUCUUCAACCUGGAUAUGAAGACUGGGGACACCCUGAAGGUCAAGGGCAAGAUACCCAGUGAUGCUGAUGGCUUCAGCAUCAAUCUCGGCUGCAGCUUCUCUGAUCUGGGACUUCACUUCAAUCCCCGCUUCAAUGAGUCUGUCAUCGUCUGCAAUUCCAGGUGCUCCAAUACCUGGCAGGCAGAGCAUCGUGAUAAACACCUCUGUUUCUCCAGGGGCUCCACUGUCAAGUUCGUCAUUGAAAUGCUGGCAGACAAAUUCCAAGUAAAACUGCCGGAUGGGCAUCAAGUGGAGUUCCCCAACCGGCACUACUACAACAGGAUCAGCUACAUGAGCGUCAAGGGAGGCUUCAGGGUCACCUCCUUCAAGCUGGAGUGAUGGGCGCCACUUCCUAGCUCUAAUAAAAACCCAAGCAGCGGGAGGCUGCUUGCUCCAGCUGCUUUGGCUUCUGUGAGAUCUCUGGCUCUGUGGGAAACAAAGCUCAGGGUUUUUCCAUCAGCUGGAAAGGAGCCCUUGUUGGAUGGAAAUAGCUCCUAGAUAACACCAGGUGCUUUUCCAGGUCAGACCAGGAUGUGGGGUGGAUAGUAGGUAGGGCGAAGCAGGCUGUAGGUGGGGUUUGGGAGGAGGAGGGCACUAUGUGAUUGCUCGGGGAAUGGCUGUGUAAUCUCUUCACAAUGCACCAUUUGAGUUUUUGGGAGGGAGGGAGGAAGGGGAAGAAAAGCAUGGAUGUGAGCGAUGUGGCA
This is a messenger RNA of Harpia harpyja (harpy eagle), 1710 nucleotides long. It is a transcript of the gene LGALS2, whose product is annotated as galectin 2. The coding region runs from base 707 to 1345 and encodes 212 amino acids. Gene Ontology annotation, molecular function: carbohydrate binding. NCBI's taxonomy places the organism in Eukaryota, Metazoa, Chordata, Aves, Accipitriformes, Accipitridae. The record is from RefSeq and is a predicted model, not a curated record. The transcript is spliced from 4 exons.